GGGCAGGGACCCGAGAAGCUGUGGGGGCGUGGCCUAAAGUGAGCCCUGUCAGUGCAGCCUGAUGGUACAGCCCAGAGUUCCCACACAGCUAGACAUGGAGAAGCAGCAGGGAGACUGGGAGCUGGAGCGGCUGAACCAGGUUUGAGUGCUAGAUACAGCUGAACUACAGCCUCCAGCUUUCUAGCUGCUAGAUUAGUUCCUGGAUCUAUUGCUGAUUAUUGAAACUGACCAACUGCAGAGGAGAGUUGCAGCAAAAACAAGAUCGUAAUAUGGAACAUCUCGACCAUGAAACAGGAAAAAUCAGCAGGAAGGGAUUCUCAUGGCAGCUCAUUAUGGCUGCAGUUGUUGGGGCCCUUGGAUCUUCCUUUCUAUAUGGAUACAAUCUAUCUGUAGUAAAUGCACCAUCAGUGUAUAUACAGGAGCUUUAUAAUGAGAGCUGGUCGGCACGAUACAAUUACACUGUUAGUAGAGGCACCAUCUCUAUCUUGUGGUCUGUCACAGUCUCCAUCUUUGCCAUCGGUGGCCUUGUAGGAGCACUGAUUGUUAUUCCAAUGGUGAACUUCCUAGGAAGAAAGGGAACGAUGCUUCUGAACAAUGUUUUUGCAAUAACAGCAGCUUUGUUGAUGUCCUUAUCAAACGUAGCCGGAAUUCCUGAAAUGAUGAUACUGGGACGGUUUAUCAUGGGCAUUGAUGGCGGUAUUGCUCUCAGUACGCUCCCCAUGUACCUAAAUGAAGUUUCACCCAAGCACAUCCGCGGAUCUUUAGGACAAGUAACUGCCAUCCUAAUUUGUGUUGGAGUAUUUGUUGGGCAAGUACUGGGCCUACCCGAGUUAUUUGGAAAGGAAUCCCAGUGGCCCUGCCUGUUUGGAUUUAUUAUGAUUCCUGCACUGAUACAACUUGUGGUUCUGCCAUUUUUUCCUGAAAGCCCCCGCUAUCUCUUAUUAGAGAAACAAGACAGGAAGAGAGCAGAGAAAGCGUUCUGCAUAUUCCUCGGGAGGAACGAUGUCUCACAGGACAUUGAAGACGUCUUGGCAGAAACCAGAAUACAAAGGAAUCUCCGAUUAGUGUCUGUACCUGAACUAUUUAAGACCCGCUCGGUGAAGUGGCAGAUUAUAACUGUCAUAGUAACAAUGGCUGCUUAUCAAUUAUGCGGCCUUAAUGCGAUAUGGUUCUACACAAACAGUAUCUUCAGUGAAGCUGGAAUUCAGCCUGACAAGAUUCCAUACAUAACUCUGUCAACUGGGGGCAUAGAAAUUCUGGCGUCUGUUAUAUCUGGCAUGACCGUUGAAAGGCUUGGGAGGAGAAUUCUUUUGAUUGGAGGAUUUGGUCUGAUGACUUUGUUUUUUGGAAUACUGACUGUUUCUCUAACAUUUCAACACCACGCACCGUGGAUACCGUACAUCAGCAUUGUGUGUAUUCUUGGAGUAAUUGCAUCAUUUUGCAUUGGACCAGGUGGCAUUCCAUUUGUUCUGGUUGGUGAGUUUUUCCAGCAGUCCCAGCGGCCAGCAGCAUUUAUGAUAGCUGGCUCUGUCAACUGGAUCAGCAACUUUGCCGUUGGGCUUCUCUUUCCAUUAAUUCAGGAAGGCUUGGGCAACUAUUGCUUUCUCAUCUUCGCUGCUAUUUGCUUGGCCGGAACCCUCUACCUCUAUUUCAUUUUGCCUGAAACGAAAAACAAGACUUUCUCUGAAAUUGAUCAGGCGUUUGCCAAAAUGAAUGGAAUAUCUUCCGCAACUAAAGGAAAUGAAAUUCAUCCGACAGAAGAGACAUCUGAUGAGAUAAAGGUCUCACCUGUAUCAAACAAGGGACAGAGUCAAAUUGAACUUCAAAAGACAGAUACAACAUGUACAGUUUAGGGAAAAAAGGCUUCCAGAACCAAGUAUUUGCCAAAUGUGAAAAAGAACAGAUGUAUUGGGUGGAAGAGUGACCUGAUGGGGUUAACGUAUCCCUCGCCCUAUACCAACCUAGGAACUGUAUCAUAUUGAACUUGAAAACACAAAAUUUGCUUGGGAAAGCAACCCCCAGGUAUAUAGUCCGAGAUCUGAAGGGAUUAAGGUCUCCUCUAAACUUGAAAACAAAGAAGGAAAGUGCUGUUUAGAACAGCAGUUUAUUGCUUGGCACAACCUGAAUUUACAAGAGUGGUGCAAUGCUCUCCAAUAAAUGGAGCCAUGAAAUGAG
Messenger RNA from Xenopus tropicalis (tropical clawed frog), 2175 nucleotides. RefSeq names its product solute carrier family 2 member 9 (gene slc2a9). The coding region runs from base 270 to 1853 and encodes 527 amino acids. Gene Ontology annotation, cellular component: plasma membrane; membrane. The transcript is spliced from 14 exons. NCBI's taxonomy places the organism in Eukaryota, Metazoa, Chordata, Amphibia, Anura, Pipidae. Gene Ontology annotation, biological process: hexose transmembrane transport; transmembrane transport. The record is from RefSeq and is a predicted model, not a curated record. Gene Ontology annotation, molecular function: D-glucose transmembrane transporter activity; transmembrane transporter activity.